Chenopodium quinoa (quinoa) is the source of this 1095-nucleotide messenger RNA. RefSeq lists its product as uncharacterized. The coding region runs from base 1 to 1095 and encodes 364 amino acids. NCBI's taxonomy places the organism in Eukaryota, Viridiplantae, Streptophyta, Magnoliopsida, Caryophyllales, Amaranthaceae. The record is from RefSeq and is a predicted model, not a curated record. The transcript is spliced from 3 exons.
AUGGAAGAUCCUUUGAAAAUUAGGAAUAAUGAUAAUACUUGGUUGUGUGAAGACUGUGAUAUUGAAUUUGGAAAGCCUACUCGACAACUAAAGAGAACUAGUUCUCGAGUAACCUCACUAGUACAAAAGGCUUCCUUAAGAAAAGCUCGAAAGGGGGGCAAAAAUUAUAAAGAUAUACAAGACUUUACAAGGCAAAAUCAUUCAAAUACCAAAAGGAAUACUAUUGAUAAUAGUAAAGAUUGUAGAAAUCAAGCUAUUUUGGUGAAAUUGAUGACUGAUAUAUAUAUGGACUCUUCAUCUCCUCAAUGCUCUAAAGAUGUAAAGUCUCCUGCAUCUACAAUCUCAACGGAAAAUAAUAUGAGAUUGGAGUUUGAACAUGAGUACAAGAAUUUGCACUUCGAUGAUGAUGUAAAUACACUUGUUGAAGAUGAAGAGUAUGACAAUGAAUCGUUUAGUUGUAGUUAUGAAGAACAAAAAGAUAUUGUGCAACAUAAUGAAAGUGAUGAUGGUACCUCAAAGGUAUACCACCAAGAAAAAUCAUCCAAUUUAGUCAAAAGGAAAUUUGAGGAUUGUUUUCAUGAAAAUGACUCUGAGGAACUAGACAAUACCGAGAAUUCAAAAAAUUCAUCUUAUCAUGAGAUAUGUGAUGAACAUAAUGAAUCAAAAAAUAUUGGGAAAAAGUUGAUUCUUGAAAAGAAUUUUGGAGAGUUGAAUGACUUAAAACCUAAACCAUCCAACCUUGACAGUGUCAACAUUUCAGCAUAUUGUCCACCUAACAUAAGUGCAACUAGGAAUUUUGGUGCUACUGCAGUUUUUCAAUCAAUUCCAAAUGUGUUAGCACAACCAAUUAUUGAUAUCUCAUGGAGAGGAAGAUGUGGCAUGAUAUGUAAUUUACAACAUAUAACUUUGGGAAUUACAGCUCAUCUUUCAAAUACAGCUUCAUUAAAGGUACAUGGAGCAACAAGUGUAUUGCCACAAGAAUUGAUCUUUAAACUUGUGCCAAAGCAAGAAGUGUGGCCUAAAGCUUUUGAAGCCUCACCUCCUAUGACUGCUGAUAUUGCUUUAUACUUUUUUCCAUCUGAAGAGAGAUUUUGA